UACGAACGGAGCCACCAGUACUCUUGACCACAAAAGGUUAGAGGUUAGAGCAUAGAUGAGGUAGACAAACUCACAAACUUUACAGACUAUAAACAUAUGUGAUGGAUUGUAGUGUUAAAUGUUUGGAUGUUUGGCUCCAUUUGGCUCCAAGUUUUUGAUAAGUCUCUAACGAACAUUUAUUCCCCAUUGCAACUCGUUUUUUACCAGUUAAAUGACUUACCACGGUUUACAUAUAUGUUAAUACACAUAUAGUGACUGCAGAAAAUAUUAAAUACUCUAUAAAGAAAUUAGUAUCUAACUAGUUUAAAGUAAACGUGCAAUAUGAACGAUUCAGAUGCACGAUUAGAAGCCAUAGAAGAAGAGCAGGAGGAAGAAGAAUUAACUGCUCAGAGUGCUUUGUUAGCGAUCGAACAAGCUUGGUUGAAUGAAAAAUUUGCUCCAGAGAUACUCCCCCAUCAAGCCGACUUGGUCGACUGUAUGUUGCAACAGAUAACUCAUAUGGAAGACAACAUGAAGAGGUUAACCAAGGGAGAUUUAAGGAUAAUGGUUCAUAGAAUGGAAUUGGAUAGGAUCAAGUUUGUGAUAUCUAGCUAUCUUCGAGCUCGAUUAGAGAAAAUCGAAAAGUAUACCAUUCACAUACUUUCUCAGGAGGCCAACAGAUCUCCAGAAGAAUGUUAUCUGACACCUGCAGAACUGCAAUUUGCUAAAGAAUUUCUCGCUAGUAUGGAAACUCUAUUUAGAACAAUUGCUCUGCAACACAUGCCCGGAAACUUUCAGACAUUUGAAGUUAAUAGACUGAGUAUAAAGCCCAAUAUGCAGACGUAUGUAUUUCUAAGGGCCAAUCAGAGAAUCGAUGGAAUUGUGUUGCCCGGGUCUUUAGAUGAAGAAAUAGAUUUUGAGCAAGGCUCACAGCACAUUAUACAAUACAGUGCUGUUGCAAAUUUAGUUAAAAGCGGUGCUGUUCAAUUAAUUUAACAUUUAGGAUGCACAAUAUAGAAUAUAUCUAAAUUUUUAUAGACAUUAUUUAAUAAAGUUUUGAGAACAAUGUUGCAUAAAAAAAGCUAUUUUAUUAGAAACAUUA
Molecule: messenger RNA, 1081 nt
Organism: Megalopta genalis
Lineage: Eukaryota; Metazoa; Arthropoda; Insecta; Hymenoptera; Halictidae
Source: RefSeq, a predicted model, not a curated record